This is a messenger RNA of Capsicum annuum, 4084 nucleotides long. RefSeq lists its product as uncharacterized. NCBI's taxonomy places the organism in Eukaryota, Viridiplantae, Streptophyta, Magnoliopsida, Solanales, Solanaceae. The record is from RefSeq and is a predicted model, not a curated record. The transcript has 13 exons. Bases 228 to 1142 code for a protein of 304 amino acids.
GUCAAAUUUUUAGUCCACCGCGUAUCAGGGAAACAGACACAUUUCUUUUCUUUUCUCUCUCUCUUUCUUUCUUAUUUUUCUCUCUCGUCGCUUCUCCCACUCUCUCACUUUCUUCCUUUCUUUCUCCGAUCAACGCAGCCGAAGCUCUCAUCGACCAGGUUGGGUUGCUAUUUUUCGACCAUCGCUUGCCUCUUUCUCUUCAAAUUAGGCCAAACAAAGGGUUCAACAUGCUAGAUUUCAACAUAGGGUGCAACACGAUAGGGUACAACAUGAGGAUAGGAUUCAUGGUCAAUGAUGCUUUUGGUAUUGGGGAUGGGAUGGAAUCCGAACGGAAUUUAGAAGAUCCCAAUGAAGAAGCAAGAGGUUUCUAUCAAAACUCAGAAGAGGCUACUCACCCAUUAUGUGAAGGGAGUUUGCAUUCUGCUUUAUCUGUUGCAGUUAGAUUAAUGAGUAUCAAAUCUGAUUGGAAUGUUGCUCAAGCUGCUAUGGACUCUAUGGUCAGUCUUUUGGGUAAACUAGUAAAUCCAGAGUUGAACAUACCUCAAAAUUUUUAUCAAGCAAAAAAAUUGGUUUCCAAGUUGGGAUUGUCAUAUAGUAGAAUCGAUUGUUGUAUAAAUGGUUGUAUGUUGUUCUAUAAGAAUGAUGCUGAAUUAGAAAAUUGUAAGUUUUAUGGACAUGCUCGUUAUAAGCGAACUCCCGGUGGAAAGAUGGUUUCUAUUAAGGCGAUGCACUAUUUACCUCUUAUACCUAGGCUAAAGAGGUUGUAUGCUUCGAUGAGUUCUACCCCACACAUGAAAUGGCACCAUGAAAAUAAAAGGCCACCAGGUGUCUUAUCUCAUCCAUUAGAUGGAGAAGCUUGGAAGCACUUCGAUAGAACUUAUCCUGAUUUUGUUAGUGAACUAAGAAAUGUUAGAUUGGGGUUGUGUGCAGAUGGUUUCACACCGUUCUCUAAUUCUGGCACACCUUAUUCUUGUUGGCCUAUAUUUAUUACUCCAUAUAAUCUUCCAUCUGAAAUGUGCAUGACAUGUCCUUACAUAUUUCUAAGUUGUAUUAUUCCAAGUCCCCGCAAUCCAAAAAGUUUGAUCGAUGUAUAUCUCCAGCCAUUGAUAGAUGAUAACUACAAUUAUGGCAUGAAGGUGUAGUGACAUAUGAUAUAUCAACUAAGCAAAAUUUUGUUAUGCGUGCCAAUUUAAUGUGGACUAUUAGCGAUUUUCCUGCAUAUGGGAUGUUGUCUGAUUGGAUGACUGCUGGAAAGUUAGCUUGCCCAUAUUGCAUGGAAAAUAGCAAAGCAUUCACUUUAAAGUAUGGUCAAAAAAAUUCUUGGUUUGAUUGUCACCGCCAGUUCUUACCAAUGGACCACUAGUUUAGAAGGAUGAAAAAUGCGUUCAGAAAGAAUAAGAUUGAGAAUGAUCCGCCACCUUCAUUACUGUCAGGACAUCAGAUUUGGGAGAGAGUUUGUAAUUUGCCUAAAGUUACAGAUGGUCUACCUUCUAGACUUCCUGGAUAUGGUAUUGAACAUAAUUGAACCAAACAAAGCAUAUUUUGGGUGUUACCAUAUUGGGGGACAGUAAACUAAGACAUAAUUUUGAUUCGAUACACAUUGAAAAAAUUAUUUUGAUAAUUUAUUCAACACAGUCAUGGAUGUUAAGGGCAAGAAACACGAUAAUUCAAAAGCUAGAAUGGAUAUAAAGGAGUAUUGCAAGAGAAAAGAAUUGUGGUUGAAGGAAAAAGAAAACGGUAAAUUGUUUAAGCCCAAGGCCAGUUUUUCAUUCACAUUAGAUGAGAAAUAGGAAAUAUGUGAGUGGGUUAAGAAUUUAAGGAUGCCCGAGGGCUAUUCUUUGAAUUUAGGAAAACGAGCGGAUAUGAAAGAAGGGAAGUUAAUUGGUAUGAAAAGCCAUGAUUGUCACAUUUUUAUGGAAACCUUGAUUCCUAUCGCAUUUAGUCACCUUCAUGAGAGGAUAUGAAAACCAAUCACAGAGAUAAGUUUGUUCUUCAAAGAUUUGUGUUUGGUAAAGUUGUUGGAGAGUAUCUUGGACAGAAUGGAGCAGAAUAUUCCUGUCAUCACUACUAAGUUGGAGAAGAUCUUUCCAUGUGGCUUUUUUGAUGUGAUGGAGCAUCUUUCAAUUCACCUAGUAGAAGAGGCACGUGUUGGAGGCCUAGUUCAAAUGAGGUGGAUGUAUCCAAGAGAGAGGAAAAUUGGCGAGUGCAAACAAACUAUCAAGCAAAGGGGAAAGAUUGAAGGAUCGAUUUGUGAAGCUUAUCUUGCAAAAGAAACUGCUUAUCUUUGUUCUUACUACUUUAGGGAUGAAGUGCCAUGCAAGAGAAAUAGGUCCAAUUGUAAUUAUGAAGGUGAUGGUAAUCCUAUGUUUCCACCUAUAUCAAUUUUUAACAAUUCGGGUAGAUGAUCUAAAAGUUAUUGUACGCGAGCCCUCACUGGGAUGGAAAGAAAAUCUAUUGUGACACAUGUUUUGCUCAAUUGUCCAGAGAUUCAACCAUAUCUUGAUUUAUUUAUUGGCAAAUGGGGUAAUGAUGCCAUAUAUACGAGGUUUUUCGAUUGGCUGGAAGAAUACGGACUGUUGUGCUUUAGAUGUAUCAAACGUGCUUGUCAAGUAAAAGAAAACUCCUAGGAGCAAGCAAUUAACAAUCUGCAGGCACCUUAUGCCAGGUCCACACUCAGAUACUAAGAGGGGUGGAUUUUCCAGCAGUCCACCACUGGACUCAUUAAAUGGGUCUUUGCAUAGCUCGGACAAAUGACAUUCGGUGGUAGCGGUGGUUGGCCUCAUCCUGCCAUAUAUGCAUACCUCUUCAUCAGGGAGGUUAUGUCCCAUUUGGCACUGGUAAUUCUGUAGAUUAUCAUAGUCCUAGAAAGCAGCGACAGGUGUGCACUUCUUAUGUUCCACAUAAUUUCAGGCCUCCUAUAGAUAUAGGGACUUCGAGAUUAUCAUCUGGUACUCCAUCCCCUCGCUAUUCAUCCCCCCACCUCUCAGGAUUGCGGCUGACGGCUGAGAGACAACUCUGACUCUGAUGCACAAACAUCUACUACCCAGUUAACGAACCUUGGGUACUCCCGGGGGUAGCAUCCGCAUCUGGAUCUGCACCUCCCCCUCCCCCUCCACCUGUAGCAGAUGAUACUGAUGCGCAUUUGAUUGGUCUCAUUCCUGGAGAUUAGGACAAGGACAGGCUUGGUAGAGUCUUUAAUGGAUCUACGUGGCAUCCCGCAUCAAAAGAAGUUAAUAAGGCAGUAAAAGAGAGCGUUAGGUGGUUUUUUUCACAACCUUGGCACAGUUGUCGGAGAUUCCAGACCAUAGACAAGCCAUGUUUGAAGAGUUCAAGGAGAAGGACUUGGUCGCGAACCGACUCGACUUGAGGUCUUCAGACUAACACAUCUGCGGAGAAAAAUGAAUGAGUCAGACCCGGAUACGUGGGUUGAGCCCAGGGCUGAAAAUGCCAAUAAUGAAUUUAUACUACUUGUCUGAAUUUGGUUUAAUCGAGCCUACACAGGAGGAAUCAGGUAAAAUUUGGACUGAAAAAAGUGACGGAAGGAAAAAAAAAAAGGGGAAAACCAAUGGGUUUGGUUCUCGAAAUGAGUUACGACGUCUUCGUGCUGGAUGAGCUGGUAUUGGUUCCUCGCGCCAGGCUGAGGCGAUUGACGGUGUUCAGCUUGCUCCUAUGUCGCAGCAAAUUACAGAUCUUUCACGUGCCUUCGCACAAUCCGUUGCUCAAAUUAAAGUCAUGAGCAAGACUGUUGAGGAACUCAAGAAACAAGUGGUUAGCAUGAGUCCCGUCGUCACCGUUCUCCAUCUCCCGAUUCAAGUAGCAAAGAAGAAACAAAAAGUGAUGAGUUUGUUGACACUACUCCUUAGUGUUACUUGGAUUUGCUUCUAGACUUUUUUUAGACAUUAACGUUUGAACUUAACUUUUAACUUUUGGAUUCAAAAGCUUAAAGACUUAAGUGUUUUGAAUGUUUUUGAAUUACCUGUUUUGAAUGUUUUUGAAUAUUGGAUUAGUGUUUUGGGAUGUUGUUGAAGCGUUGAUGAUCUGAAUUACUUAAAUGUUUUGAUAAUGUAGUUUUUUGUAUGAUUAG